Messenger RNA from Glycine soja, 678 nucleotides. RefSeq lists its product as uncharacterized. The coding region runs from base 1 to 678 and encodes 225 amino acids. NCBI's taxonomy places the organism in Eukaryota, Viridiplantae, Streptophyta, Magnoliopsida, Fabales, Fabaceae. The transcript has 3 exons. The record is from RefSeq and is a predicted model, not a curated record.
AUGGUUGUGGAAGCUUUAUCUGGACUGCUGAGAAAGGCAAUAGCUGAAAACAUGUACAAAGGUUAUCUAGUGGGAUCAAAAAAGGUUGACAUAAGUAUUUUACAAUACGCGGAUGACACUAUAUUUUUUGGAGAAGCAACUAUGGAAAAUGUGAGAGCAUUAAAGGCUACUUUAAGGGCGUUUGAGUUAAUCUCAGGCCUAAAGAUUAAUUAUGCUAAGAGUUGCUUUGGAGCUUUCGAGGUUUCAGAUCAGUGGAGGAGUGAUGCUGCUAAGUAUUUAAACUGCACCCUAUUAUCUAUUCCUUUUACAUAUCUUGGCAUGCCUAUAGGGGCUAAUCCGAGGCGAACACAAAUGUGGAACAACAUUAUCCACAAAUAUGAGAGGAAAUUGGAUUCCAAAAACAGUGGUGGAAAGGCUCAAAAGGAUACAACCAAGAUUCCUUGGGUGAAGUGGGAUACAGUUUGCCUCUCUAAGAACAAAGGGGGCCUAGGGAUCAAAGAUUUAUCCAACUUUAAUGAGGCUUUACUUGGAAAAUGGGGGUGGGAGCUGGCUAAUAAUCAGAACCAACCUUGGGCUAGAAUUUUACUCUCCAAAUAUGGUGGGUGGAAGGAGCUGAUCUCUAGUGGAAAGAGUAAAUUCUCUUCUCAAUGGUGGCAAGACUUAAAGGCUAUCUUCUAG